Macrobrachium nipponense is the source of this 6061-nucleotide messenger RNA. RefSeq lists its product as uncharacterized. NCBI's taxonomy places the organism in Eukaryota, Metazoa, Arthropoda, Malacostraca, Decapoda, Palaemonidae. The transcript is spliced from 4 exons. The record is from RefSeq and is a predicted model, not a curated record. The coding region runs from base 650 to 1036 and encodes 128 amino acids.
CUAGACCAGACAGGCAGCAGUACCGGGCCACACGUCGAUGCGCGAGGACGUGCUCUGUGUGCGUGUACCGCUCGCUCUGUCCUAUCUCCCGCUGGUUCGCUUUCCUUAAUCUUCAUUUUUUUUCUAGAAGAUUCGUCGUAAAACUUUGACUGGGUUAGUUCGUUAUAACUCCACGGCGGAGUUCAGAGUUGACGCUUCCGAAACUAUUCGCAGUUUCAUUUGUCAAAAGGUGCGAGAAAAAACUUCUCGAACUUUUUGAAACAAAAUACUAUAACACUGUCUGGUGACUAGUCCACGUUUCAUUCAAGCGCCCUGCCGUUUUCAUUUCAGACAACAAGAUAAAAGAAAGCCCCCUCCAUGUGUUUUAAGAAAGAAUACAACGUUCAUUGACCGCCACACUGAUCUAAGAGUGCAGAAAGGAGGUAUACACUAUUCGACUCAGAUCGGCCAGAUCUCCCAAAGGCGGAAAAAUUGACCGAAACCGUCAGUCAAUUCUUCGUUUAAAAAGUCUACUCCCGGAGCAAUUUCCUUCCGAAUAUACCUUCCUACGGGGAAUAUUUCGCUUUUCGUUGAUCGGUGGUGUUCUUUUGAAGGGAUCGAGAAGAAGAAGAAGAAGAGGAUAAGAGUCCAUCUCUCCGCCACUUCCAAGAUGCUGGGCAAAGCUGUCGGCUUCGCAUUGGUGCUCGUUCUGCUGGCAGGCCAGGCACAGAGGGGGGCUGGCCUGAGAUGCUACCAGUGUGGCACCAUAAGCGAGGGCAUGUCCACGGUCAACCCCUGCUUCGGAGCCACCCUCGAGGACAACAAGGAGUGCGCCAUCACGGAUACACAUUGCAAGCGCUACAGUAACGAAGGCGUCUUGGUGUUGGCCUGUUCCAAGGACUGUGUCGAGAGCCGAACCCAGACAACGGACAUCACCUGCUGCUCAACGGACGGCUGCAACGGAGCGGGCGCCCUCAAACCCUGGCGCCAUCUUGAUGCCGUCUUGGUGGUCGCUGGGAUCUUGACGAUCAUCGGAUUCACUCUACCAGUCCAUUAGCUGUUAACCCGUUUGAAUGCCGAUCAAUACUCACCCUUAUUGCAUCAUCAACCUCUUGACACAGCUGCUAGUGUAGAAUAAUAAUAAGAGUAAUAAUAAUAACAAUAGCAACCCGGCUGGGACGAGGCGUUCCGCUGCUAAGGCUACCAGAUGACAACUGCCCUACGGACUUCGAUACAGAGUUGAAAUAACGGCUCACUCACUGUCAGCCAAAGAGAUGAUGUUCAUCGAUGCUUGCACACUGCAUCGAUCACCACUCAGCAGAGGAGCCAGCUGUGAAAUCAGUUCCGCAUUUUCUAAAUAAGCCUCGAUCAUAAUCGAUGGGAACGAGCUAGUACUAGUCUCGUCUACUUGCCUGCUUCCGCGAGAUCAUGAUGAACCAUCUCGAACGUAAAACUUAAGUUUGGAUUCGAUUACAUGAGCUUACGUAAAGUGAAAGUACAAGCAAGGCAGAAAUGGAAUUUGGAAAAAUCAUGAGAAAUGAAAGCCACGUAUAUACUAAGGGGAAAAAACAUUUCCUUCUCACUUUUAAGCUAUUUGCGCACUCACAUCUUCCCGCUUUCCCUAAAGAGGCACAUAACGUGAAUGCCGUCACAAUAUAUACUCGUAUAUUUACUUAAAUUUACUGUUCAUUUAUAUAUAGACAUUACGUACUAUACAAACGUACUUCAAUGUAUGAAUCAGCUCAAACCGGUGCAGCUUAGAAUCUCCAGACAUCACUCCGUAGUUUUCAUUUGCCUGAAUAGAUUCCAGUGCCGUAGAAGUCCUUUUUUUCCUUUAGAUGCUAGGGAUAAUUCUGAAGGAAACCUGAUUAGUUACUCUCUCUCUCUCUCUCUCUCUCUCUCUCUCUCUCCUCUCUCACUCUCUCUCUCUCUAUAGGAUUACUCUUCUCUAGACGUAAGUUGUCGAGUGGAUGCAAGAAGAAUCAAGGUCCCUUUGACAUAGAACCAUGAAUCAAAAUAGACUCAAGUCAUCUCGCCAGGAAUGACGGGAAUUCAAGACGAUACGAACCAAAAAGGACAUCAUCACGAACCGAAUAUGCUGUUCUAUAUAUUAUGUAAAUAAUGCUUCUUCUAUAGCUUCAUUCAGUGCAUGAACUAACGCUACUUUAAACUUGGUAUAAAGUUCUGUACCACGGAGAAGUCAAUCAAUGUACAGUAGGCUUAAUUAACAUAGGCCGUCAGGAAGAUGUACUAUAUAUAUAUGUCUGAAUUUUCUAAUAUCAUAGGAUAUUGUAGAGUAUGUACUUAAUUAAGCUUUGUAUACACUUUCUAAAUACUCCUUAGAAAUAACUUUUUUUUGGAUCAUUCUCUGUAGUCAGUCAAUAUAGUACUAUGUAGCAGAUCUUGUCCACUUGAGUCUAACGAUAUAUAUAUACACUUGUGAGUCUGUGCGCGCAUACGUAUAUAUAAUACUCAUGACUUGAUAUACAGCACUGGGUUGAGUUAUUUCUUCCAAGUAAGUAAGGUAGUUAAAUCCAGCAGUAUUUAAUUUGCGUAAGAAUAUCUCACCUAGUCGUAAACAUUAGCGAGGUUGUACUACUUCUAAGGUCGCUUGGACUCCAACAAGAGAGUAAAAAAAAAUAUAUUCGGUUUACAUUUGUCCCCUUUUUCUCGUAGUGAACUAAGCGACGGCUCAUGGUACCAUUAAUGCUGUAAAGUAUACCUGUGAUAACUGUGUUGAACAUAAACAAACAAACACGAAAGACGCACUUACAACAUAACACACAACGCACAUACACAAAACGAAAUGCUCUACAUCAGCUGCAAAAAGACGUAGGGAGCGGUAUAUAAUCAUUCCUUUAGAUAAGUUCGUUUCUAUAUUUAUUAGACUAAUGAUAAGUACACGAUCAAAAUCCUCACGAAGACACCACCAGAGAGACAAGAGAGCUUCGGUUCGAGCGAGACACGAGCGAAUGGAAGCAGUUGGCAACCUGCUACGCUCCAUGUCAAGAUGAAUUCAACAAGAAAGAAGCGAGAGAUAUAUAAAGGUUUCCGUAUUUAAAUCGAGAUCUCAUGUUGUUGCAGCUUUUGGUAUUUUAAAAGUAACUCUGAGACAUGAAGUGAGAGACGCUUCGCAUAAGGAGCAAUGAAAGUAACGGGUCCCUUUGCAGGAGAAAAAAAAAAAAAAAAAAAAAAAAAGCGUAUGGUCAAGUAGUACUUAUUCGACAAACAGACCUAAUUAGGUAAAUGUGGCGCCGUCGUAUUGGUCGUAACUAGCUAUUACGUUUCAUUUCGUCAAUUUUAUUUCGUUUACAAUUCCUUUCACAUGAUACGCACCCCUACAAGGAAACGAUGAUGCAGAUUGUCGUGCUACACGAAGGUAAAACCUCCAUUGUCCAUAAAUCUGUUACUUCCUCGUUUGGACGAGUGGGUUACGUCCUCGCCUACCGAUUCGGUGGUCACGAGUUCGAUUUCCCCCCGCUCUGCCAAAGUGGAAUCAGAGGAAUUUCUCGAUAUAAUGUGGUUCGGAUUCCACAAUAACCUGAAGUAGGUCACAUUGCUAGGUAACCAAUUGGUUCCUAGCCACGUCAAAAAACAUAUCUAAUCCUUCAUGGAAAAGUAAGAGAGAAAAGUAACAGAACCCUAUAGAAGCGAUGUCAUUUCAUUAAUUAUGAAAGGUUGGCAGUAAGGGAAAAGGGAAGGGCAAGGAGAAAUCCAGAGCCUUGCAAGUAGAGCAACGAAAUAGUUCUUGAAACCCUCUAUCCGAUAAUGAUUGAUUUCCAUGAAUGAGAGACGAGCUGGUGAGUCGGUGUUACAAGGCAGCCGCGCAAGAGUUCUUCCUUGAGCUCGUCAGAUUAACGGCCGAUGUCAUUCUACGGAAAAGAGAUAAAGAAGCCCUUGAGCCAAGAGGAAGAGGAGAGAAGAGACAAAAGAUGAACCGUUCGAGACGAACCACUUGAAACGUGAGGAGAGCGUGAGGAGAGCAAAUCUCCGAGACCGAGCGGACAGAUAAGAAACACUUCAUGAUUCUAUACCUGGGUUGACGACAAGGAAUUGAGGUGACGUCCAAAACGAAAUGCCUGAAUUUUUAAAGCGGGUAUAUAGAAUAUUUCCGUGAGAAAGAGAAAAGAAGAAGAUAUAAAGGUAGCAAAGGAAUAGGCCGAAUUAGACCUUUAUGACCAUGAGAUCAAAUAAAAAAUGCGCCCAAGUUUCUUCAGCGCAAUCGAGUUUUCUGUACAGCGUGUAAUCAAGGCCACCGAAAAUGGAUCUAUCUUCCGGUGGUCUCCGUAUAAUGCUGUAAGAGCAGCAGCGUCCCAUGAAACUUUAACCACUGUCCGGUGGUAGCCUGGCCUAUAUCGUUGUCAGACGCAUAAUUAUGGCUAAUUUUAACCCUAAAUAAAAAAAAAAAAAAAAAAAAAAAAAAAAAAAAAAACCACUGAAGCUAGAGGGCUGCAAUUUGGUAUAUUUGAUGAUUAGAGGGUAGAUGAUCAACAUACCAAUUUGCAGCCCUGUAGCCUUAGUAGUUUUUUAAGAUCUGAGGGCGGACAGAAGAAGCCAUCACAAUAGUUGUCUUUUCAGAAAACUGAAAAUGAAAGGCAAUUAGAUGAUCUGGGUAGAUAAUUGGACUAAAACUAUUCAUUUAGCUGGACGAACUUUGAACUGACAUCACCCACCGAGAGGAUUAUUAUUAUCGAUUCAAGUUCACCAAUCUGCGAAAUGAAGAAAUCAAGUCUUCAGUGAGAACCUCAACAUCGCUGGACCAGUCAAAGUAUACUAUACUUUAACUCUGCGCUGGACAACAGAGUAUAUGAUAAGAUGAUUUGCAGAGGCAGAAAGGGAGAUGAUGUCGAUGCGAGAGAAUGCAGACAACAGACGUCAUAUGUUAACAUUGGCGGCAUUUAAAAUGCAGCACGAUAAAUAUAGCGUUAGGCUUUGAUAAUGAGCAGUGAACAGGAGGACGCUGAUUUUUUUUUUUUUUUCUGGGGGGUGGGGGCAAAUACUUUUUCUGGUUAUUUUGUCAUUAUUUGGGAAUGCAUCAAUUCUACUUAUUCUUUAUAGGAAAAAAGUAUGGCAUUUUUUUAAUAUACUUUAUUUUGUCAAUAUUUGGGAAUGCAUAAUUUGCAUAUACUUUUUUCUGUUUUUUUGUCUUUAUUUUGGGAUGCAUAAAUUUGACGUAAUCUUUUUAGGAAAAAAGUAUGGAAUAUUUUUUUUUGCAUAUAACCUUGUCUAUUUUGUCAUUAUUAGGGAAUGCAUAAAUUUUACGUAAUCUUUAUAGGAAAAAAGUAUGGCAUUUUUGUCAUUAUUUGGGAAUUCAUAAAUUUUACUUAAUCUCUAUAGAAAAAAGUAUGGAAUUGUUUUGCAUAUAGCUUUUUAUAUUUUGUCAUUAUUAUGGAAUGCAUCAAUUUUGCUUAAUCUUCAUAGAAAAAGUAUAGUAGAAUUCGGUCGAACUUAUGAAAGAGAACAAUUUAAAAAAUUUUAAAAAAAUAGGUCUAUUAAAAAAGGCAGAAAAAAAAACUUUCAACUUAAUUUUGAUCGCCUCUUGUCAAGCAUUCGACGGGACUGUAAAUUGCAAUAUCCCGGAAACAGGAAUCAAUGGGCACUAACUACUAUGGCUAACGACCUCCAUUAUGGAGAUUUAUUGCCAAAAGCACCUAUUCUCUAUCUUGGGUUCAAGUGUUAUUGACCAACCCGACAUCCGACCCCUCUCAAAGUUAUUCGGCCAAUAAAUCAAUCCCGGAUGGACUGUCCUAUCAUAUCAUGCAACCAAACUACUGUAUUUAAUGAAAAAAAAACGAGUUUUAUACGAUAUCAAAUUGAGGUUUGGAAGGUCGUAAAAAGAUAAAUAAAAAAAGUGGGGGUAAGUGUCCUUAAUAACGGAGUGUAAUGUUAACAUUUUUAUCUAUUUAUUAAUUUAGCAAUUUUUUUUUAAUAAGCGAGAUCUUUUCUUUCUGCAUUUCUCCUUAGUUCGUCUUACUUCUUCCUAAUGAACACCUUAAUAUCCUUUGGAAGCUUCAAGAAUUCGAAAGUCCGUGGCCCCUUUGGUGGGCUUCUUGUUCCAUACGAAUAGGUUUCAUCUUUUAAA